This is a messenger RNA of Monopterus albus (swamp eel), 4292 nucleotides long. RefSeq names its product frizzled class receptor 10 (gene fzd10). The coding region runs from base 864 to 2621 and encodes 585 amino acids. Gene Ontology annotation, biological process: non-canonical Wnt signaling pathway; canonical Wnt signaling pathway. Gene Ontology annotation, molecular function: Wnt-protein binding; transmembrane signaling receptor activity. The record is from RefSeq and is a predicted model, not a curated record. NCBI's taxonomy places the organism in Eukaryota, Metazoa, Chordata, Actinopteri, Synbranchiformes, Synbranchidae. Gene Ontology annotation, cellular component: membrane. The transcript has 2 exons.
CUGUUGUAGCUGAAGUUUAUAGUUGAGCACAACCAAGAGAGGGAAGUUUGCUAUAUGAGCCUUUGAAACUGCUAUAAAUGAACAAGCUGUUCCGCACGAUUUCAAAAUAAUCCGCGUGUCAGUGUCAUCUUUCUUAUGCAAAGUAGCUGUCUUUGAAGGCGGAUCUGUUGGCAGGUUAGACCGGGACUGAGGCUCCGACCAGCUCAGACAAACGCUGCCACCAAACGCAUCAACUGCUUGCUUCUGGGAGAGAAUAAUCCGGCAAUUCUGGGACACAUUUCUUAUUAUCACCGGGGAUAUUUACUGGCUUAUUUUGCUCACUGGUGAAUUGUUUCGACUGCCUCGCGAACAUCCAUCCUGGAGCACUGAAGGAAACCAGUUUUUCCAAGUUGUCGCACAAGGACUUAAAUCGCACUGUGACACAGAGAUCCUGUGAAGAAGUGUCAUGAAACGAGAGGACGGAGCAGCGAGUAUUCUGAAAACAAGCAGGGAACAAAUCGGAGCACAAAGAAACUAUCUUUUACUCACAGUAGACUGAUACACGGUGCAAGAGACUGAGCAAGUAGUUCUAACACUGCAGCCACAAACCGAGCGCUUCAAAGCAUGGACCUCAACGCACGCUACUUGCAGCGAGAAAAUCUUUUGGGACCGUCGCGGGAUUUAUAUUUCAAUUAAACUCUCCAAACCUAAAAUGAAGACUACAAUGGUCUUGCAGCAGCUAGUUGUGUAAGUUUUUUUCCCACUCUGAUCCUACACACAAACACCAGCCUGGUUGCAUCACUGACUUUUUAAUGAAACAAACUUGUGUUGUGGUACUGGUGAAUAUUUCAUCGAUUUAUUUCCCCUUAAAUUAAGCGGGGAAGAUGUGUUCGUUUGCUACUCUGAGCCUCAUCUGUGUGCUGCUGGUCCUGUGGAAUGAUGGGGGAUCAGCCAUUGGCUCACUAGACCCUGACCCUGACUGGUCAAGAGAGGGGAGAUGUCAACACAUCAGCAUCCCCCAGUGUAAAGACAUUGGCUACAACAUGACUCGCAUGCCUAAUCUUAUGGGCCAUGAUGACCAAAAAGAGGCAGCCAUAAAGCUGCAGGAGUUCGCAACACUGAUACAGUUUGGAUGCCACAGUCAUCUCAAAUUUUUUCUAUGUUCACUCUAUGCUCCCAUGUGCACAGAGCAGGUGUCCAACCCCAUUCCAGCUUGUAGAGUUAUGUGUGAGCAGGUCAAGCUGAAAUGCUCACCCAUCUUAGAACAGUUUAACUUCCCUUGGCCUGACUCUCUGGACUGCUCGCGGCUUCCAACCAAAAAUGACCGUAACAACCUCUGCAUGGAGGCACCCAACAACAGCUCAGAUGAGCCUCCCAAGGUCUCCCACACCCAACCUCCAGAUUUUAGACCACAGCGGCCUCUGAGUGGGCAAGACCUGCACCUCAAGGAUAGCAGUAACAAGCAGACAUGCAGCAACCCUGGCAAGUUCCACUUUGUUGAAAAGAGUGAGUCCUGUGCCCCCAAAUGCUACCCCAAAGUUGAUGUAUACUGGAGUCAGGGUGAUAAGCAGUUCUCUCUGGUGUGGAUGGCCAUCUGGUCCAUCCUCUGCUUUGUCUCCAGUGCCUUCACCGUGCUCACUUUCCUCAUAGACCCGCAGCGAUUCAAAUACCCUGAGAGGCCAAUCAUCUUCCUCUCCAUGUCCUACUGUGUUUACUCUGUGGGCUACCUUGUCCGACUUUUUGUGGGAGCUGAGAGAAUAGCCUGUGACAGAGACAGUGGGGUCCAGUAUAUUAUCCAGGAGGGUCUGGAGAGCACAGGCUGCACUAUUGUGUUCCUCAUCCUGUAUUAUUUUGGCAUGGCCAGCUCCCUCUGGUGGGUUAUCUUGACCCUUACAUGGUUCCUGGCUGCAGGGAAAAAGUGGGGUCAUGAGGCCAUCGAGGCCAACAGCAGCUACUUCCACCUGGCGGCGUGGGCCAUCCCCGCCGUAAAGACAAUCAUGAUUCUGGUGAUGAGGAAGGUGGCGGGUGACGAGCUGACAGGCGUCUGCUAUGUGGGCAGCAUGGAUGUCAAAGCUCUCACAGGAUUUGUGCUCAUUCCUCUCUCAUGCUAUCUUAUUAUUGGUACCUCUUUUCUGCUGUCUGGCUUUGUGGCCCUCUUCCACAUCCGGAAGAUCAUGAAAACAGAGGGAGAGAACACAGACAAGCUUGAAAAGCUGAUGGUUCGCAUCGGUGUCUUCUCCGUGCUCUACACUGUCCCUGCUACCUGUGUCAUUGCCUGCUAUUUCUAUGAGCGGCUCAACAUGGACUACUGGCGUAUCCUGGCAGGGGAGCAGAAGUGCGUGAACAGUAGCGGGCUAGAUUCAGACGAGUGCGUCAUGAAGACUUCUGUCCCCGCUGUUGAGAUCUUCAUGGUAAAGAUCUUUAUGCUUCUAGUGGUGGGCAUCACUAGCGGCAUGUGGAUCUGGACCUCAAAGACACUGCAGUCAUGGCAGAAUGUGUUCAGCAGGAAGCUAAAGAAGAGGACGAGGAGGAAGGCUGCCAGCGUCUUCACCAGCAGCAGACCGUACAUCAAACCUCACCCAUCUCUCAAAGGCCACAGUACAAACUACAAGCCUACACGGCCCCCUCCAACAUGUGUAUAAGGUGGCUCUCUUUGUAUAAACCCCAAAAAAUAUUUGUAAAGCUCUUACCUAAACUAGACUUUGUAAUUAGAGUGCCAUCAAAAAAAUCAACAUUAAUGUUUUAUUUAUGUAAACUGCAUUGAAGAAUGAAAUAUUUGUGUAUCUUGAGCCAUCUCAUGCAACAAGAGUUGCCUUUGUUUGCAAAAAAUACUGCUACUCCUGGAUUCACUUAUCCCAUUGAGGACUCAGUAGAGAAAAAAAUCUUAUUGUUUCCAAGACAAACACAGUGGAAUAAACCAUUUGGAUGUGCCAUGGGGUUACUUGAAUGAUGUGCAAUAGAUGUUUUCCUUACAGGCAAAAAAUACACUUGUGCUGUUACUGAUUACAGACACUGAAAAGACCCCUGAAAUAAUGGAGGCAUAUGGUUUGAGAGAUGAGUGUUGUGUUUGGCAUUUUAAUGGAAACCCAGACAGUGUCAUAUAUGUUUGAACUGGAGUGAGAGCAGCUGUUGAGAAAAAAAAAAGCCUAUUGUGAGGCAAAUCUACGCCAUUAAUUAAUCAAGCACUCGUUACUGAAAAGUUACUUGUACACGCAGUUGUUUUCCUUUUUUUCUUUGCUAUUUUAUAGCACAAGGAGACAUUUGUAUAUAUUUCUAAAGAAGUUGAGAUUUUAUAGAAAAAUUAAUAAAACGUUCUAGUUUUAAAUGUUUGUCACACUGGAAGUGUGUUGGUAUUCUCUCUGUUAGAAUGAGUCUUCAUCCUCAUACAGAGGUUGCAACACUGCUUCUCACCUUCGCCAUUGCGCACUGAGAGCAGUCGGUUUAAUUCACCAUAAAAAUCAACAUAACUGAUCUAAAUUAGUGAAUGUAAUGAUAUGUCAGAGCUGUAAUUUAACUAUUUGUCAUCCAUAAAUGACUGAUUUUACUAGCAGUUCAGAUCAGCUCAUAAAUGUUGCACAUACACUGCAUAUCUUCUACUAUGGAAAAAUACAGUUGUACAUCUGAAAAAUGAUGGACCAUGUUACUGAACUUUGUCGAACCGUUACAUGCUAAGUCGUAUUGGUUCUCAAGUCAACAGGAAACAUAAACAGUGACGUCUUCGUGUUUCAAAUGUUCAUGAGGGAAACAUUUAUGUCUGUUGCCCUGUACCUGCAACUAACAGCAAAAAAAAGUAGGUGUGCAUGUUUGAAAGAUCCUUUGUGGCCUUGUGUUUGCUCUUUAGAUACAAUACAGAGGGUAACAAAGUCACCUUUGUGCAUAAGUUUAAGUUUUUUUCAUACAAAAUGGCCCAAGAGGAUUUUGAUUUUAACAAAACAGAAUAACAUUUUAUUGUCAGGUGCAGUUGCCAUUUUUUCUGAGACUAGAAUAUUUGUGUUUUAUUUUAACGUUCACUUUGAAACCAUGUACAUGGGUUUUCCUGUUAGUGGACAUUUCAGAAGUGGUGAUGUCUUCAAAAGGCAAAAUUACACAACUAAACUGUCCAAUAUUUUAGCUGUGGCUGUCCUUGGAGUUUUGAUAGACUGGUAAUGAUAGUUUUUAUAUUCAUCGCUGCCUUUUUGCUGGGUAUAAACCUUUGUACACAUUUUCAGCUGAAGUGAAUAUACAACUCUAUUUUAGCCCCCCAACCUCCUCACUUGCUGUGCUGCAUGUGUCAUUGAAGGGGUUCUACAAUAAUCCAGCUCUCAUUCAGGACA